CCUUGCUCAGCCCGCGGUGGCUGCUGCUGCUUCCCGCCAGUCUCCCCGGCCCGCCCCGAGGAAUAUGAUCGUGGACAGCAACCGGGAGGCGCCGGCCGACGGCGACUCCGGCUCCAUGAGCAGCCCCCUCAACCUGGCCUAUUUCUAUAGCGCCUCCCCCUACUCCAGCGAUGGCAGCUGCUCGCCGGCUCACUCCGCGCCGGGGUCGCCCGGCUCCGACUCCGAGCUGUCCGUCAGCAGCGGCAGCAGUGGCGGCCGGAGGAGGGACUCCCUGGACGGCGUCCGCCAAGCCCUGCAAGCUGAACACCACAUGGGGGGAGGAAAGCAGCACAGAGGACCUUUCCAAGGGGUUCGUGUGAAAAAUUCAGUGAAGGAGCUCCUAUUGCACAUUAGAAGCAACAAACAGAUGUCCUCAGGCCAUGUUGCUGAUGAAUUCAAGGCACAAGCAGGAUUGAUGAACUACGAACAGUUUACAGAGUUGAAGAACAUACUCGCUCAUAGUGGUAAAAGAAAGGCUCAUGAGUCUCUCUGUGAUGGACCCAGUUACAAAAGACCAGCUACUUUCCAUUCUCACCUCUUGACACCACCACAAACACCAACCUCUAUGGAGAACAUGGAGGAUGCCCAUAAAAAUGAACCCAAACACGAGAAUGGUUCUGACAUGCUUCAAAACAUUAUAAAUAUUAAGAAUGAGUCAAAUCCUGUUUCUCUGAACACAGUGCAGGUCAGCUGGCUGCACAGCGUAUCGAACCAUAACUCACCAGGGGAACGCUAUCGGGAUCUCCAAGGGGCACAGGCUUUCUCCCCAUCUGAGAAGUACCAAGCCUUCCACGCGAAUAGUCCCCAACAAAUGCUGGAUCCACCCCAGAAUUACCAGUUUUCUUCCUCACAGACCCAGGAUUUGCCACAGAAAUAUACUCCGGAUUCAUUACUGGAAUACAGGCCAUUUUCUGGCGAUGACCAGUCCCCUACCUACCAACAGAAUGUCUUUGAAAGCCACGAACUGCCGUAUUGCCCAACCCAAAGUUUUGCAUCUCUCUUGAAUGAUUCUGAACACUCAGAGAAUAUACUCCAGCCUCUAGCCACUGCCCCUCAGCAGUCCGAUGUCAGUGCCCACGCUCAGAAUUUCAGCCUAGUACCAAAUAAUAGCUGUAGUACACUUGAUGGACACAAUUCAUCUCUGGCUACUCUGAAUGUCUCUCUACAACACCGAGGUAUUGUCAGAAACAUGACACAACUGGGCAAGUCAUUCUUUCAGUGGCAAGUGGAACAGGAAGAGAACAAACUGGCCAACAUCUCUCAAGAGCAGAUCCUUGCAAAAGACUCAGAUGGGGACACGUUCCUUCACAUUGCUGUUGCCCAGGGCCGACGGGCUCUUUCCUAUGUUCUUGCUAGAAAGAUGGCUGCUCUGCACAUGUUGGAUAUUAAAGAACACAAUGGCCAGAGUGCCUUUCAGGUGGCCGUGGCGGCCAAUCAGCAUCUUAUUGUCCAGGACCUGGUUAGCUUGGGGGCCCAAGUGAACACCACAGACUGCUGGGGUAGAACGCCAUUGCAUGUUUGUGCUGAGAAGGGGCAUUCCCAAGUCCUUCAGGCAAUCCAGAAGGGAGCUGUUGGAAGUAGUCAGUAUGUGGCCCUUGAGGCAACAAACUAUGAUGGGUUCACAGCUUUGCACUGUGCAGUGCUGGCCCAUAAUGCUGUGGUGCACGAACUCCGGAACAGUCAGCAGCCGCACUCUCCUGAAGUCCAGGAGCUUCUGUUGAAAAACAAGAGCCUGGUGGACACCAUCAAAGCUCUGAUCCAAAUGGGAGCCUCUGUCGAAGCAAAAGAUGGUAAAAGUGGUCGCUCGGCUCUGCAUUUGGCAGCAGAAGAAGCCAAUCUGGAGCUUAUUCGUUUCUUUUUGGAUCUACCCAACUGCCUCUCUUUCGUUAACGCAAAGGCUUACAAUGGCAACACAGCACUCCAUGUGGCUGCCAGCCUGCAGUAUCGGGUGACUCAGUUGGAUGCAGUUCGUCUGCUGAUGCGAAAGGGAGCUGAUCCAAGUGCUAGAAACUUGGAGAAUGAGCAACCAGUUCACCUGGUUCCUGAUGGCCCUGUAGGAGAACAGAUACGACGUAUCCUGAAGGGGAAGGCAGUUCAGCAAAGAGCUUCACCAUAUUAAACUCCAUGUGUCUUGGAGUUCAGCACACUCACUGUCAGUUAGGCAGUCCUAAUGUAUCUGUAAAUAGACCAUUUGCCCUGUGGAGGCAAAUGUGAGUUGUUUCUAUGAAACAAAAGUAUUUAGUUCACUAUCAUAUAGUGGGUUAUGUUAACAAUUCAAAUUCCUCUGAACAGAUGGGAAUGUUCCAUACCCAGGUGUCUGAAUACCUGGAUUUAAUAGCUGUGGCAAGCUGACUUAUUUAAACAGUUUAACUGGUUUUGAGGCAAAGACGAUUGUAUU
This is a messenger RNA of Terrapene triunguis (Three-toed box turtle), 2437 nucleotides long. RefSeq names its product NFKB inhibitor zeta (gene NFKBIZ). Gene Ontology annotation, cellular component: nucleus. Lineage: Eukaryota; Metazoa; Chordata; Testudines; Emydidae. The transcript is spliced from 12 exons. Gene Ontology annotation, biological process: regulation of gene expression. Gene Ontology annotation, molecular function: POU domain binding; DNA binding. The record is from RefSeq and is a predicted model, not a curated record. Bases 65 to 2158 code for a protein of 697 amino acids.